Molecule: messenger RNA, 8166 nt
Organism: Talpa occidentalis (Iberian mole)
Lineage: Eukaryota; Metazoa; Chordata; Mammalia; Eulipotyphla; Talpidae
Gene: NUDT9
Product: nudix hydrolase 9
Exons: 8
Coding region: 279-1331 (350 amino acids)
Cellular component (GO): mitochondrion
Molecular function (GO): ADP-ribose diphosphatase activity
Source: RefSeq, a predicted model, not a curated record
GCGGUUCCUGUGCCCGGCCUGCCGGCCGGCGCGCGCCACCCAGCUGGGCGUGUUGGCGACAUCUGCUGCUCUGGUCGCCCUAAGCACCCAGGUGGAAGCCGGGGCUGUUGUUAUGGGAAGGCGCCUCGUCAGGGUGUGUCUGAGUCAAGACAAAACUAACCCUCUUGGCAACGGAAGGGCGGUCCGCUCCUAGGGACCGCUGGGUGCGGGGCGCGCGGUUCCGGGGUGGGCGGAGGUUGCUGCCCAAGCCAAGCUUGACUUCGCCUCGUAGGGCGCCGAUGUCCGGGCGCGGCCUGGGAAAGGCUUUAGCCGCGGUGUCGCUGUCUGUAGCCUUGGCGUCUGUGACUGUCAAGUCCUCGGACGGCCACAGCAUCUCGGCGUGCAGAAACUUAUUUUCAUCCUGCUGGUUUCAUCUUAACUCCAACAUCAUGUCUGGUUUUAGUGGUCCCAUCAGGAAUUACCACAUCAAGGCUCGGGUAUGCCCUUACCCAGGUUCAAAAGUUAAGCGCAGCCCGGUUCCUGAUGAGAAAGUAAGCUGGCUUGCUGAGUGGAAUGACUAUAAGCCUGUUGAAUACACUGCAGACUCUGUCUUGGCUGGACCCACGUGGGCAGAUCCUCUGAUUGGUGAAAGUAACUUUUCUCCCAAGUUUAAUGACAAGGAUGGAAAUGUUGAAAGAAAGAGCCAGGCUGGCCCGUAUGAGAUUGAAGGUGGAAAACCUAAAAAUCCUGUAGGACGGACAGGACUAGCUGGCCGAGGGCUUUUGGGGCGGUGGGGCCCAAAUCAUGCUGCAGAUCCCAUCAUAACCAGGUGGAAAAGGGAUAGCUGUGGAAAUAAAAUAACCCACCCUAUUUCUGGGAAAAACAUCUUACAGUUUGUUGCUAUAGAAAGGAAAGACUGUGGAGAAUGGGCAAUCCCUGGGGGGAUGGUGGAUCCAGGAGAAAAGAUGAGUGCUACAUUGAAAAGAGAAUUUGCUGAAGAAGGCUUCAACUCUUUACAAAAAUCCUGUGCUGAAAAGAAAGAAUUAGAGGAGCAGUUGCACAAACUCUUCAGCCAGGAACAUCUAGUGAUAUAUAAGGGAUAUGUUGAUGAUCCUCGAAACACUGAUAAUGCUUGGAUAGAGACAGAAGCUGUCAACUAUCAUGACGAAACAGGUGAGAUAAUGGAUAACCUUAUCCUAGAAGCUGGAGAUGAUGCUGGAAAAGUGAAAUGGGUGGACAUUAAUGAUAAACUCAAGCUUUAUGCCAGUCACUGUCAAUUCAUCAAAAUUGUGACAGAGAAACGAGAUGCACACUGGAGUGAGGACUCUGAGGCUGCCUGCCCUGCGUUAUAACUUCCAAUCUCCAUGUACGCCAGAGGCUAACAAAGGAGCUUGUACUGAAUAAAGACAAGAGCACCAAAUUCAUACUAUGAAAGGGGCAGGGGAGUUCACUUGGGAAAUAUUUCGUUUAUGUUCCAAGCAGUUUGUUUGUAAAAGGUAUUACAUCAGAAUAAAAUGAGUAAAUAUGUGACUGGAACACAGAAUUUUCUGCUUUCCAGCCAAAACAAAUGUAAAUAAUCUUUUUUUGUAUUAUAUUUAAGCAUGGCUUUAACCAAACUUAAAUAACUCAUGUUCUAGGAGGAAUCAUAAUCUGAUCAGCCAUAACUUCUGCUGCCCAUCUAGAUCUUGUUUGUUCUUUUUCUCCACUGAUAUUAUGAAGUCUGCAGGAUGUACCUGUCACAUAAUACUCCUUUAGGAGGAGCAUUGCUAUUGUCUAAUCUGAUUUUAAAUUAUUUGCUUUGAAUUUUGCAUUAUAUGAUCUUAUUGAAGUUUAUUUCUAAAAUGAAAAGUUUAUGUAAGUAUUCUCGCCUUGAGUCAUCAGUUUUAUGAGUAAGUUUCAGUCACUGUUGUAGUCAGUAAAGAUCAGUAUCAAUGUACAAGAGCCUAUAUUCUUUUUUUUUUUUUUUUUUAAGAUUUAUUUUAGUUUUAUACAAGAGCUGGGGUAACACAGGCCAGCGGCGCGGGAGGGUGAGAGGAUUCACCAGAGACAAAGCAGAGAGCGGAACAGGCAAAUGACAGAAUACUGCUGAGGGGAGCAGUGGGCAAGACAGGAGAGGUCUGCCGUGCCUUGUGGAACCCUCGCUAGCCUGUCGGGAUCGAACCCGCACUGCGGAGGUUACAGACAGCCUCACAGUGUGGCAUUCAACCCACUGCGCCACUGGGGAGGCCCCCUAUAUAUAUUCUUUUUAUCAAAAAUUUUGAAUUUAAAAUGUGUCCAGAUUAUUAGUAAGUUGUUAUUUUUAUUUCAUUCUACUAUAACUCAUUGUCAUAAAUAAUUAAAAAUAGGUAUUUAGAGAAGAAUUGAAAUCAGGUGGUGACAGAGGGAGGUCUUUGAGAAUUUUUGUUAGGAAGGGAAUAUUAAGAAUUAGAAUUGGUUUCUGAAAACCAGUGUUAAAUUUUAAAUCCCAGAGGAAAGUUUAUUGGUGUAUAAGGUGGUCUUAGAGACAGUGGAGGGGAGGACACAGAUCUUGUCCACAGAUCAGUGGACACAGAUCUUGUUCUACCUAAGAUACCAUUGGGAAAUUUCAUGAUAGCCAGUCCUGUCAACCUUAGGUAGGCGCUAUCACAGCUCCAUCUUCAUUCCCCUUGGACUGCAGAUGAGACAUCUGAAGGUAAAGAGGUAUUGGGGAUCGAGACAUGGGUGUUCUUAGUUUUGAAAUUAAAAAAAAUUUUAGAUACUUGGAAAAGGUUAUUAGGCUUACACUAUACCUAAGGGACAGAAGAAAGGCUUUUUCCUCCCAUUAGUGUGAAUAUGAGUUUUGCUGAGAAACAUUAGAAUGAUUUAAGGAUGAUGCCUCAAGCCCCUCUGAAAGAGUUAUAAGGUUUAUAUAUACAAGCUUUAUUUUCUAAAAUUCAUAAAAUCCUGGUUUUAGGGAAUAUGGUAAGGGACGUGUGCUUAACAAGGAAGACAUGUCGUUAGAUGAGAAAUAGGAUGACCUUCCAACAUGAGUCUGAUUCUGCUUUACUCUUUGGCAGGAAGAAAUUGUUUCUUCCUGGCACAGAAUGGAUUUCUCUAAAAUUGAAACUGCUUAUAGAAGCUCUUGAGAAAUUUUGAGCAAUUCCCUGAAGAAUGACAUUUACUUAACAUUCUUGAUAUAUUUAAACUGACAUUAAGAAAAAUAAGUUUAUAUUAAGAUUUAUUCAAAGUAUGGAUGUAGCACAUGUUCUACAGAUAAAUUCUUUAACACAAUUAGGGUUGUCACUGGAAUAUUUACAAAGAAGACAGAAUGAUAAAACUCGUAAACUGUAGAUAGAAAUAAUCUCAGGGCUGUAGGAAUCCAGCACCAUCUAUAAUGAAGAAAAAUCAGAUUAAAAUUUUAGCUUAAGAUAUUUCUUGGGGAAUAUCUACUCAUAUUACUUAGUAAUGUUGCCUUCAUAAUUUGCUUUUCUUAUAUUUUAGAUAUAAGAAAUACUUUGUUUUUAAGAGAUAUUUAGUAAAAUAAAUAAUAGUAAUAGUUACCAUUACUUUUUAUAUCACCUAAUCCUCACAGCUAAUCCUCAUGUUAGGUAGUAGUAUUUCUAUUUCAAGGUGAAAUUGUUACUUAGAAUAAGUUGUCCCAAGAUUAAUUCAGUCAGGGACAAAGCUGGGAUUUGAAUCCUAGUUUGCAUGGUUCUAAAACCUGUUUUCUGUCUUUUGUCUACUAAGGUUAUGAAUCUCUUAUGAUUUGUUAUUUUAAGUAUACAGUUUGGAAGAUUAUAUAUUCCUUAAGCAUUACUUAUGCUAUCAUUAUUAAUAGUUAUGUCAUUUAAGACUUGAGAUGUAAGGGCCACAUCUGAUUUGACUUGUAUUGUUGAAAUUGCUUGAAUAUUUUUGGUCCAAAGACAAUUUACUUGAUCAUAUCUUGACUUGAGGACAAGUGGCCACAAUCAGUAAUUAUCUUACCAGCAGGUAUUCUUGAAUUUUUGAAAACAUUUCAAACUCAAAUAGGAACAUAAACUAAACUUACAUAAGAUGAUAACUAUCUAAAAAGCUAAGAAUUCAGGCAGUAACUAAAGAUGGCACUUGAAAACCUCAACCACUUUACAGGUUAAAUGCUACUCUUUCUUAUGGUAUCAGGAUUUCUGGCAGUUAGUAUUGUUUUCAAAAAUAUUGGUUAAAUUUUGGUAAAUAAACUGAUUUAAAAAUAAAUUCUCUGUAGAAAAUGUUUCUAAUUAAUUUGAUCAUCAAUAACACUUUCAUCAUUUUAUUAAAAUUACCAAUAUGGAUACAGUCUGAAACUCAUACUCUGAAGGCAAAAAUAUUUAAAGAUGUGUAAUAAUGCUUGAAAGAUUUCUGGAGAUUUUACUAACCUCAUAUAGCUUCUGACAGUGAGAGAAUUAGUUCUGUCAAAAUAAACAUACAGAUUAUAGUUACUAUACAAAGGUAUUUUUGCUAUAAUUUCUUUUUUGACUUCCCCUACAUUUUUCGACUUUACCCACAUCCCCUGUUUUAUUUCAUUAGUAAUGGGUUAGAUUUGGUAUAAUCGUGUUUUAGAAGGUAAAACUUUUUUCUGCAACUUUUUUCUGCAACAUAGAUUUAAAUUUUUCCCAUUUGAUCUGAUUUCAAGUAUUUGAAAUGAUAAAAGAGAUACUAAAUAAGCACUUCAGAACAAAGAAAUUACUAUUCAGAAGCAAAACUUAACGAAAUUCAGUAUCUCAAAAUUUGGAUUGAGGAUAUUAUGAUUUAUCAACUUUUCUCAAGGUAGAUUCAAAUAAAUACAAACUAUAUAAUUUUAAUUGGCAUUCAUUCAGAUAUUUUAAAAAGGAGUAUACCUUUUGGGUCUCUAUUAUGGGUAUAAUUUUAAGUGAAAUCAGUUUUGGGUGAGAAUCAAAAUAGAAAAUCAAGUUUUGUAACUUUUCUAUCCAAGCUGCUGGCUUGUAUGUUAAGGAGAUGUGCACCUUUGAGAUGAAGCCAUUUCUAGGUUUGGUAGUUUCACAGCAUGCUUACAUCGCUGUUUACUCUGAAUUGUUUGUAAGACAGAAAUAAACUAGAGGUAAAAUUUACUGUUUGAAAUUUCUUAAUCCCUUAUUACAUGUAUUUAUAUAAAUGGAAGUUAUAUUAAAUACCAUGAACAUUAGGAAAGAAUACCUUUUUAGAGCUACAGAAAUUCUGAUGUAAAUAACGUGAAAGAAAUUGAGUUUAUGGCUCAUGAGCUCUAAUUUUUGUAGGUUAGUUGAAUUUGAUUCUGUCAUAUGUUUUUAUAAUUUAGAAGAAACAUUCUUACCUUUCCUGAGGUUAAAUGUCACUUGCUUUUAUUAAUAUAAUCAUAGAAAUAAAGUCUUACCCCAAAUAAGUCCUAAAAACAAACAAAGAGAUUAUCUUAAGUACAUAAAACAGAUGUGUAGUUUAUGAUAGCUUAAAAAUAAAUAUGGACUUACCCCUAGUUGGUUCAAAAUAAAAGUGAUUAACUGGGAAAGAAGAAAAAAUAUCAAUUAUUAGUGCUAUCAAUGUGUUACUUCUUACUUUUAAGGUAGUAAUAAAAAUAUGCAUGAAAAUCUUUGUUUUUAUUGAAAAGUUAAUUCCAUUUUACUGCUUGGUGUUUUAUUUAUGUGAUUCAAGAUUUUAAAAUGAAUACAUAAUAUCUAGAUUUAAAUCCCUUAAUUCACAGAAAUAUUUUCCUAUAACUAUUCAGUUUAUCCAAAAGAUAGGAAAUUGAUGUGAAUGGUUAAGAAACUCACUGUAUACUUCCUUAGAAGUGCUCUCUUUAUUAAAUGAUACAAAUUCCAUUGUGAAUGAUACUUGAACCAAAAUUUUAGUGCUACUAUGAAUACUUUACUUGGAGGGUUUGCUUACACUGCAGUUUCUUGGUCCUUCUGAUUUAAGAGACUGGAAGCUUGCCCAAGAAAUUGACCCCUCUAUCAAGAAGGCCAACCAUUUAUUUGCAGAGUUGUCCAUUCCAGAGUAUAUUUAAGACCAUGUAAGCAAAACCCCGUCCCAUAGGCAGUUCUUAGGCAAGAAAAAUGCCCUGAUGUCAUGUUUAUUCUCUUAGGAUCCCUUUUCCUGCUCCUUUACCAUAAUCACUAAGAGAAAAAAAAAAACAUCAUCAUGUAGAUAAGACAGUUUUAUAAAUUAUUAUGUCAGUUUCUUGUCCAAGAUGGAUAUGGGCAAUAACACUUUGAAAAGUUCAGAAAAAUAAAGUACGGGCCUCCCUGGUGGCCUAGGGAUUAAGUCUCAGUGCUGUCACUGCUGGGCCUGAUACUGAUCCCCAGUCGGGGACCUAAGCCACACAUGGCACAGCAGACCCCUCCUGUCUCCUCUGCUGUUCCCCUCAGCAGUGUAUUUCAGUAAUUCCUCCUGUUCUGCUCCCCACUCUGUCUCUGGUGAACUCUCUUACCUCCAUGCCUCUGGCCUGUACCCCAAUUUUUCUCAAAAAAAGAAAAAGUACAAAUAGGUAUAAAUUAAAUAGGUAUGAAAUUAAAUGUUCAGAUCUGGUAAUUUGAAUGAAUCACAUGGAUCUAUGGAGUCACUUGGAGAUGACUUGGAGAUUAAUUUAGAGGGAAGUUCAUACAUUUUACCCAACUUCAUGUGGUUAUUUUAAUUGUAAAGAGAUUAGAAUCUAGGCUUUCCAGACAUAGGCCAACACUCUUGACCAUAUGUUGGUUCAAAGAUGAACUUUCUAAUUUUGUGAUCAUCAGUAGUUAAUCAUUGAAGGUAGUUUCCUAAAACAAUUUUAGUUGGCGGUAUGCUGGAAAUUUUAAGUCUUGCCAUUUGGAAAUGAACUAGAAUACCACUUGAAUAGAGUGGAUUGUGGGGAGAGCACUAGCUAUUUCAACAUAAAAGAUUUAGGUACUUAGUUUUGUUCAGAGGCUAUCCUUAAUUUUAAAUAGACCUUAUUGAAGAAUCUUGAAAAAUUUUGUCUCAGGCACGCAAAUUUUGUAACUGACAUUUUUAGGAAAUACUGUAUGUCCCCAAUUCCAAAAUACUACCAUUAAAAUAGACCAUUUGGGUUAAGCAUUUUUUAAAAAUAUUUAUUUAUGUGUACAAGAGCUGGGGUGUAGGCCAGAGGUACGGGGUGGUGAGAGGAUUCACCAGAGACAGAGUGGGGAGCAGAACAGGCAGAUGUACUGAAAUACACUGUGGAGGGGAGCAGCAGGCAAGACAAGAGAGGUCUGCUGUGCCAUGUGGGCCAGCUGCUUGGCCAGGGAUGUGCUGCAGUGGCUGCCGAAAGCUUCAUAGUGCUGAGACUUAACCCCUUGAGCCAUCAGGAAGCUCCCUAGGUUAAGCAUUGUAAAGAUAAAUGAAAUUCUCGAUUAAAUGUAUCUUUUGUGAGAUGUGCCUUUGAUUUCAGAAAAGUUAUGAGAAAUGUGUUUUUAAAGAAAUGGAAUUUCUUUAAUUUCUUUUUUUAGUGUUAUCCUUUGUAACUCCAAGUACAUUUCAGUGUUUUCAUAAACAGAUUCUAACAUCAAUAAAGGGCUUCAUUAAAAUGUUGAAUUAUGUGCAUUUUGGUAAAAAAAAUUUGUUGGGAUUUAGAUCUGAUUGUCUUUAUUGUAUUAGGCGUUUAUGUUAAUGCUUCAUUAGUGAAGGAAUAACCAAACCUAUUUCAUCUCAUAAAGGAAAUUAUUCUGUAACCUUAAGUCUUCUGACUUGUUACUUUUACCCUCAUCAAUGAUAGAAGUUGUUUUGUUGAUUUAUAAUUUGGAUGAAUUGAGUAAAUAAGUGCUGAACUGUUCACAUGAUUAUUUUUGGCUUUGAAUUUAACUGUGCUUUCUUUCUAAAUUUAUUGGACUAAAAAAGCCAGUAAUUUUCAUAUGAUCUGGCUCUUAUAUAGGUUGUUGCAUAUAAUAUUUUUUAUAAACUUUGUAGAUUUUAACAAUCUCCAAUGUACUUACCGCUAUGAGAUCAUUAAUUGUCAGGACCUAGAACAAAAAGAAACACAAUCAAGGAAUUGUAAUUCAACAUUUUAUCUCUUUUCAUGUUGCAUACUUUAGAUUAGCUUGGUUAAUAAAAACAUGCUUUUCAGAAUUCCUAGUGUUUCUAAAAUUAUGUCAUUAAGAUCCAUUAUUAACUAAUACUUUAAGUACCCCACUUCCCCCAUGUACUCCUCACCCCACCCUUUUCAACCUUGACUAUCUCCAGAAACAAUCCACAUUUUCUUAUGUGAGCUCCAAAUGUUUCUUGGAAAGAUCAUUAAAUGUAUACUUACUAGCU